AUGUUUUCUACCCUGGGGAUCACGCUCAAGGAUCGAUACUCUGCGAAAGGCAUCAAGUGGGAUCUUGAUGAAGCGAUCGAUUGCAGUCGACGGGCAGUAGCAGCGAUAGCUGACGAUGAUCCAGCACGAGCCAGAUAUCUCGAUACCCUUGGUAUCCAUCUUGGGUAUCUGCAUUGGAGAGGGGGGAUUGGGUCAAACCCAGAACUGAAAUCCUCUCUUGAAGAAGCCAUCGCCGUGAGUCACGAAGCGGUACGGCUUACCCCGGACGGCCACCCAGAGUCAGCAGGUCGAUGGAAGAACCUUGGAACACACCUUGGUCAUAGGUAUCAUUCUGGACAGACUGCAGACGGAUUGGAGGAGUCCAUCCAGUGCCAUAUCUCAGCUCUUCGUUCAGAGUACUCUGCGCCACUUCGACGAAUCCAGGCCGCACGAGAUGUUCUUCCCCACUUUGCAGAUAGUUCAGACUGGUGUAGGGCAUUGGUGACGGUCGAGGAAGCAAUUUCUCUUGUUCCAAAAAUGAUAUUCAGAUCAUCGCAGCACUCAGACAAGCUGUAUGUGCUGUCUCAACUAUCCGGCUUGGCGUCUGACGCAGCAGCCGUUGCAUUAAAUGCAGGCAAGGACUUAUCUACUGCCCUUCAUCUUCUAGAAAUGGGUCGCGGAGUGUUGACGCAGUCCAUGGAAGAGAUGCGGACCGACCGUGCAAGUUUGCAAGUUCAGCACCCAGAACUGGCAAAGAGUCUGUUCCAGAUCCGGAGUGCCCUUGACGAUCCGCUACAAUAUGAUAAAAUAUCAGAAGAUCCGGAAUCUUCUUGGCUAGAACACUCGAGACGGCAAAAGCAGGCAGAUGAACAACUCGAAAAUCUACUCGGCGAGAUCCGGAAGCAGCCUGGGUUUGAAGAUUACUUGACCCCUCCGUCUGAAGCAGAUAUGAAAGAAGCCGCCAAGAAAGGACCUGUUGUUGUUAUCAAUGUGAGCCAAUUUCGGUGCGACGCUAUUAUUGUCGAACCACAUCAGUUCCGUCUUCUGCCAUUGCCCAAGCUCAGUCUGGCAGACGUUGAAGACCUUUACUCAUUAAGCGCCAGCGGCCCAAUGCCUGUUGGUACAAAAGGACCUGUUGACGAUAGCUUCAACAUUUGGGAGGCUGUUGUGGCGAGUCAUGAAUGGGAUGAUACGUCCAACAGACGAGGAUGGGGAUAUCUGAGCAAAGAGCCACAGGUUGCUCUCGGCUCGCCCAAGGUCCUGAAAUGGCUGUGGGAAGCUGUUGCUAAGCCAGUCAUGGAUGGUCUUGGAUUGACUCAUAAACCCAUGGAUGAUAACUGGCCCCAUGUCUGGUGGAUACCAACUGGAAGUCUCAGUAAAUUUUCAAUCCAUGCUGCGGGGAACUAUUAUCCUGGCACCGACGAGACUGUCUUGGAUAGAUGUGUGUCUUCGUACAGCUCAUCCAUUAAGUCUCUUCUCAAAGGCCGGCUUCGCCAACUUUUGGUCUCCGGAACACCACAAGCGCUACUUGUCGGUAUGGAAACUACCCAAGGGCUUCACUCGCCUUUGCCCUUUGCCCGCCGAGAAGUGGAAUUAGUAAAGACUGUUUGCAGGUCAAUGGGAGUGACUCCGAUUGAGCCCCAACGGCGGAAGCAAGCCGUUAUAUCGAAUCUUGCCAAGUGCACCAUCUUUCAUUUUGCUGGUCACGGUGAGAGUAAAACCAAAGACCCUCUCAACAGCCAAUUGUUACUCAACGACUGGAAGAGUGACCCGUUUACCGUCACUUCCCUUCUAGACACCAAGCUGCACGAUAGCUCACCCUUCCUGGCCUAUCUCUCUGCUUGUGGUACCGGUCGUAUCGACGAAGAGAGAUAUUCCGAUGAGAGCAUUCACUUGAUUAGUGCAUGUCAGCUAGCCGGCUUCCGCCACGUCGUCGGUACCUUAUGGGAGGUCAACGAUGAAUCAUGUGUUGAUGUGGCUAGGAUUACAUAUGAGAUGAUGAGAGAUGAGGGAUUGAAGGAUGAAUCUGUGAGUCGUGGGUUACAUGCUGCGUCGCUAUACCUGCGAGAUAAGUGGUCUCAACGGUUGUCAAAUAACAGAACAAGCCGCAAAGGUGCUGCGUCAAGAAUAUCAGAUCGUUUGUUUACGAGUAGGAAGUUCAAUGGACAGGACAGCGAGAAGGAUGUUGGGAGGGAUGUUGUCUCUUGCGACGAUGAUGAUGAUAAUGAUGAGAACGACAAUUUGGGGCCACUUUAUUGGGUACCUUACGUUCACUUUGGUGUAUGA
This is a messenger RNA of Fusarium sp. VM40, 2265 nucleotides long. Lineage: Eukaryota; Fungi; Ascomycota; Sordariomycetes; Hypocreales; Nectriaceae. The record is from the annotation of a GenBank genome assembly.